AGGAACAUACUCUUGGAUAAUUUAUUACUUCUCAUCUGCAACAUCUUUGUGGUAUAUAUUUGCUUUCUCCACUAUGGAGUCUCCUAGAAUUCCUAUCAAAGCUAUCGUUUCUCUAUUUUGCUCUUAUAUGCUUUUGUGGCAUAUCACCACUUUGAGCCCUACCUUGGCUUUGGAAGACUGUGAGUUUCCAGCCAUCUUUAACUUUGGAGAUUCAAAUUCAGAUACUGGUGGAUUUGCUGCGUCCCUUUCGCCACCAACGCCACCUUAUGGGGAGACCUAUUUUCAUAUGCCGGUUGGAAGAUUCUCAGAUGGCAGGCUCAUAAUCGAUUUUCUUGCAAAGAAUCUUGGUCACCCCUUUCUAAGCGCAUAUCUGGAUUCCCUUGGGACCAACUUCUCGUAUGGUGCAAAUUUUGCCACUGCAGCUUCCACCAUCAGAUUGCCAGAUCAAAUUUUUCCAGCUGGUGGAUUUAGUCCCUUCUACCUCAAUAUUCAGUACGUGCAGUUCAUGCAACUAAAAUCCAGAUCACAACUCAUUAGGCAUCGAGGGGGAAUAUUUGCAAGUUUGAUGCCCAAGGAGGAGUAUUUCUCCAAAGCUUUAUACACAUUUGACAUUGGACAGAAUGACCUAGGAGAGGGGUUCUUUGGCAACUUGACUGUUCAAGAGGUCAAUGCAUCGGUUCCUGAUAUAAUCAGUGGGUUCUCGGCAAAUAUUAAGAAAAUAUAUGAUUUGGGAGCGAGAUCAUUUUGGAUCCACAACACUGGGCCAAUUGGCUGUCUCCCUUAUAUCUUAGCCAAUUUCCCAGCUCAAACGGAUGAGGCUGGCUGUGCAAAGUCAUAUAAUGAAGUAGCUCAGCAUUUUAACCAGAAGCUGAAGGAAGCCACAGUUCAACUUAGGAAAGAUCUACCUUUGGCUGCAAUUACUUAUGUGGACGUCUAUUCAGUUAAAUACUCUCUUUUCAAGGAACCCCAAAAAUAUGGGUUUGAGCUCCCACUUGUUGCUUGUUGUGGGUAUGGUGGCAAGUACAACUAUAACAGUAGUUCUGAAUGUGGAGGAACAGCUAGAGUUAAUGGAAGGCAAAUAUUUGUUGGCUCAUGCAAAGAUCCUUCGGUGAAAGUGAAUUGGGAUGGCAUUCAUUAUACUGAGGCAGCUGCCAAGUUUAUUUCUGAUAAAAUUUCAACUGGAGCAUUUUCUGAUCCACCCCUUGCUUUGAAACAAGCAUGUCACAAGAGUUUGCCCUAAUAAUUAAAUAAACCAAAAAAUUAAAUACGUACAGACAGAUGCAUGCAGGUGGAAAUUAUUUUGUAUUAGAAUAAUUGUGUUGGAGGUCCCUUGAGCCAUCUAGGUAGUAAUUUAGAAUACCCAAUAAAGUCUUUGGGGUAUAACUCAGUUGCUUGAACUCUUUUACUUUCACUCAUGUGGGUAGAGGUUCGAAACCCCAAAACACCCAAUGAAUAUUUAUGUAAACCCGCCUUCCCGCCCCUCCCGAAUUACUUGCACUAAAAAAAGUACACCAUAAAAAAUAAAGGCUCCUAUACUUGGUUUUUAAUAAAAGAGCAAUGCUAGUUAUACAACAUUUAUAUACCA
Molecule: messenger RNA, 1585 nt
Organism: Prunus dulcis (almond)
Lineage: Eukaryota; Viridiplantae; Streptophyta; Magnoliopsida; Rosales; Rosaceae
Product: esterase-like
Exons: 5
Coding region: 74-1240 (388 amino acids)
Molecular function (GO): hydrolase activity, acting on ester bonds
Source: RefSeq, a predicted model, not a curated record